Messenger RNA from Penicillium coprophilum, 1311 nucleotides. Its product is annotated as glycoside hydrolase family 76 protein. NCBI's taxonomy places the organism in Eukaryota, Fungi, Ascomycota, Eurotiomycetes, Eurotiales, Aspergillaceae. Bases 1 to 1311 code for a protein of 436 amino acids. Gene Ontology annotation, molecular function: mannan endo-1,6-alpha-mannosidase activity. The transcript is spliced from 4 exons. Gene Ontology annotation, biological process: carbohydrate catabolic process; fungal-type cell wall biogenesis. The record is from RefSeq and is a predicted model, not a curated record.
AUGUUCAAUAAUCUCCCGGCACUUGUCGUUGCCCUGUUGGCAGGCUCUGCCGCGGCAAUCGAUCUCAAGAUUAAUGACGAGCAGUCUAUUAAGAAUGCGGCGGCGACUGCGGCCUUCAACACUAUGUCAAAGUACACUUCCAAUAGCACCGGACAUAUUCCUGGCAAACUUGACGGCACAUGGUGGCUGGGUGCUGCCCUAUUCCGGACAAUGAUCGAAUAUUGGUAUUUUACUGGCGACGCUUCCAACAACAAGGCUCGUGGGGAGAACAACUACUUUCCUUCAAAUUACAGCCAAUACCUGAGCAAUGACGACCAAAUGGCUUGGGGUCUCGCUGCUAUGACUGCCGCCGAACUGGGAUACGUUGAGGAUUCCUCGAAGCCAUCAUGGCUGACGUUAGCCGAGGGCGUGUUUAGGUCCCAGGUUGCGCGAUGGGAUACCGAGAGCUGCGAUGGCGGUUUGCGCUGGCAGAUCUGGCCAUACCAGGAUGGGUACAAUAAGAAGGAUGCUGUGAGCAAUGGAGGAUUGUUCCAGCUCUCCGCGCGUCUAGCCAGAUAUACCAAGAAUACGACCUACUCUGAUUGGGCUGAAAAGAUCUGGGACUGGAGUGCUGGUGUUCCGAUUUUGAACACUGCCGAAUGGACGAUUAAUGACGUGGUUGAUGUUGAUUCCGAUUGCAAGACACAUCAAGAUAUCCAGUGGACUCACAACUACGGAGAAUAUAUCAGUGGGGCGGCUUAUAUGUACAACUUGACAAAUGGGGAAACAUCGAAAUGGAAAGCAGGACUCGAUGGUCUUCUCAACACAAGCUUCCACAAGUUCUUCCCAGAAAGCUACGGCGGCAAUAUCAUGGUAGAAAUCAGCUGCGAGCCGUUGAACACUUGCAGCCGGGACCAUGAGGUGUACAAGGGACUUUUUGCAUCUGACCUCGCGGCUGUCGCCCGUAUGGCCCCUCAUACCAAAUCCGAGAUCCUUAAAAGAUUGCAGGGCUCUGCUGUUGGAGCUGCCAAGCAAUGCUCGGGUGGUGAGAAUGGGGCCAUUUGUGGCGAACAAUGGUACAAGUCGAAAUGGGAUGGUGUUACAGGCAUGGAGACACAAAUGAGUGCUACUAGUCUCUUUACCUCUAACCUAGUUGCCUUUGAGCACAUGAAUCUGGCCACGCACAAUACAUCGACAUCGACCACUCAGAACACGUCCAGCACCCCUACUAAGACCCAAAGUGAAGCUACAAGCAGCAUUCAGAACGGAGGUAAUUCAUUGAGAAGCCAAUUUGGACCUGGUGUGUUGUUAGUCUCUGCUUUAUUCCUGUGA